Dentiscutata erythropus is the source of this 131-nucleotide messenger RNA. The record is from the annotation of a GenBank genome assembly. NCBI's taxonomy places the organism in Eukaryota, Fungi, Glomeromycota, Glomeromycetes, Diversisporales, Gigasporaceae.
UCGACGAAUCUUCUGAAAACAGAGAGUUGGAGCUUGAGAAAGAUAAUAUAAAAGAAAUAGUAGACAGAUCUCUUGAAGUGGUGGUAGAAAAAGACAAAGUAGCUGCUUUUAACAGAGAUCAAACACCAGAA